AUGGGUCGGCUCGCGCGGAGACGGUUGCGGUUUCUGGCGGUGGCGGUUUUCAUUACAGGGGUGCCCUUCCUCGUUGUGCAACACAACAUGAUCACGACCGAGGAUCUCCAGAUGUGUGCAGAGAUACGGGCGGACCUACAACCAGAUGUGGAAUCAGACUUUCCCACUGUAAAGGGUGUGCGGCCGCGGAUACCCCACAUCAUUCAUCAGACAUACCGAAACGAGACCGUGCCGUUUAUACUCAGGGAGUAUGCGCGCUCCUUUAUCGCCAACCACCCAGACUGGCAAUACAAGUUCUGGUCCGACGCGGACGGAAGACACCUUAUUCAAGAGCGGCACCCGUACCUCCUUCAAACGUGGGAUGGAUAUCAGCAGAACAUCCAGCGAGCAGACGCUCUUAGAUACUCGGUCUUAUAUGAGUACGGGGGAGUCUAUGCGGAUUUGGACGUUGAAAACUUGCGACCGUUGGACAGAGCGACAAUGAAAUAUUCGUGUAUUAUUCCCACAGAGCCAUUUGAGCAUUCCAUAUUUUUGUACAACUCACCAUACUUGAUAAACAAUGCUUUCAUAAUGUGCCGUGCCAAGCACCCAUUCUUUAAGCAGGUGUUGUUGAAUCUAGUCAAAACGUCCACAAUUCAAACGACGACAGCAGAUAAUCAAGUGAUGAUGACAACUGGUCCUUUGUUUUUCACAAACGAGUUUAAUAACUUUAUGGGUAUUGACCAAGAAAGCACUAACAUAUACAGGAAAAAGACAGACUGGAGUAGCAAUUCUCCUUACUUUUACAAAGGAGAAAGAAAAGAAGACGACGAAGAUGGUAUUUAUGUUCCUAAUACUCGCUACUUCACAGAUGAAGUAGACGAUUACGCGGCCGGCGUAGUUGAAAACAUGUGCAAAGACCGUUUCCGUCACUGUGACAACGUGUUACUUCAGCGGGGCUGCGUGGAGGCUGAAGCGCGCGGGCUCAACCGGAAGCACAGACUCUAUACUUUCAAUGGUGACGCGGCCAAUGAACGUCGUGCGACAGACAACAGAAAACGAAUAUGCAAAUGA
Molecule: messenger RNA, 1053 nt
Organism: Mya arenaria
Lineage: Eukaryota; Metazoa; Mollusca; Bivalvia; Myida; Myidae
Exons: 3
Coding region: 1-1053 (350 amino acids)
Biological process (GO): mannosyl-inositol phosphorylceramide biosynthetic process
Molecular function (GO): mannosyltransferase activity
Source: RefSeq, a predicted model, not a curated record